CAACUUCUCGUUGGUGGCUCUACUGGAAAGUCACGCACCCGCUAUUUCCAGAUGUCGCGAUGCUCAAGGCCGCCGUACGUGUCCUUGUCGUGGGUCGUGGAACGUGCACAAAGGCGCGAUCAUGAAUUAAAUCGCGAUCGCGGUGUUCGACGCAGUUUUCCCGGCGUGCAAAGAAGCGCGGUGAAAAAGCGCGCGUGUUAUGACGCGGUCGUUCGUUAAAUUUCCGGCUCGACAGACCGCGGUAAAGAAGUGCGCAAGGUGUUUCGCUUGUUGCACAGUUGCCAAGGCGACUAACGUGCGUGCGGGUGCGUGUCCCUCUGUUGCGUGACUGUGUGUACGCGCGUGUGUUACGUGGUGUGUUAUGAUAAAGGACCGAUCAUCGUUUUCGGGACGCCGAGUCUCGUGUCGCCCGGACGCCUCGAUGCUUCGCAACGACGUAGCCUGAAGAUAGAAGCCAUUUAUUAUGGACUACCCGGUGUUAGGCCACUACGAUCCCACCGUAGAGGCCACGGACCAUGGUAGCGGCGAGGAGGAGCAGGAAUUGCUGUGGGAGGAAUGUAAUUAUGUCGUACCUGGGGAUGAAUAUGUACCUGCAACAGAGCAGUUUGGAGAAGAUUUUGCCGGGGCUGAGUUUCAUGAAACUAGAGCAUUGCUCGCUGAUGGCGGAGAUAGAUUUGGAGUUUCCACUGCCACUUUCGAUACAAUUGAGGAGCUUAUGUGGAUGGGGAAUCAAGGGGGCCACGUAACAUCUUAUUAUGGGCCUGGUUUACAAAAAUAUACCUCUUUUCAAGUCCAUGCGACUCAAGAGAUACGGCAUAUUCAUCCUGUAGAUGAAGGGAUAUUAGUGUUGACUCAGAGUAUAUUGAGAUGUCAACUGCGGCGAGGCAUACCUAUAUUUACACACACGUCAACAAAUAUGAAUGACAUGCAGUGUAUGUUGCAAAUCUCUCCGACCAGAUUACUCAUGGGUGGACAUCAGGAUAAAAUAAUAGAUUUUAAUCUUACUAGAGGAAAGGAGACUGGAUUAGUGGAUGUAGGAGAAAAUGGUUGUGCGAUAUUGAGGCAACACAGUAGACUUAUCUGUGCUGGUAAUCCUGCAGGACGGAUAGAUCUCAGGGACCCAAAUACAUUAUCAGUAGAACAUACUCUGGACACACAUAGUGGUUCCCUAAGUGAUUUUGAUGUUCAGGGAAAUUAUCUUGUUACUUGUGGGUUCAGCAACAGUCGGCAAGGUCUUACUGUUGAUCGAUUUUUAAUGGCUUAUGAUCUGAGACAAAUGAGAGCAUUGAGUCCAGUCACUACUAUGGUGUAUCCCCUUUUAUUGAAGUUUCUACCAAGUUAUUCCAGUCGUCUCGCAGUAGUGUCGCCACUUGGACAAAUGCAACUACUUGAUACAAUAUAUGCCAAUGUACAACCAUCAAUGACAUGUUUGUAUCAGGUUGCCACUGGCGGAGCGGCGAUAUUAUCAUUUGAUGUAGCUUCCACAUCUCAAUGUCUCUGCUUUGGAGAUUCGGCGGGUUCUAUACAUUUAAUGUCUACCAACAAUCCGGAACCUCAAUUUAAUACAUUUUCUAGACCUACAGAAUUUGCCGAUCCAAUUGAAACAGUACAAUCGAUUCCUUUUGAUGACGAUGUUACACCAUUUAGUACAAUACCAAUGGUAUAUUCUGAUCAACCACUUUUAAGUGAUUGGCCAGAAGAAUUUUUAAAAAAGGUUUACAGGAAAACUCCAGCAAUAGAUCCCGAAAUUUUGCGCACAAUGAAAAUGCAGGGAACAAUAGGAUAUGCGCCAAAUCCUCAGGCUUUUCGCAGAAAUCAAGUGAGGAAACAAUAUUCUCCCACUUUACUACACACACCCAUACCACACACACAAUAUUCUCCUCCAUUUUUCCUCAAAUUAUCUUAAACUCCGUUUACAUAUUUCCAAUAAGUUUACUUAUUUUUGUUUAUAAAAUUUAGGAAAAAGUGAAUUCUGCUUAUGAUUUAACAUCGAAUUCAAUUAUCGCUCCGAUAAUUAAAAAAAUUGCUAUCUAAAUUUAUAUAUACCUCAAAGGUAUACUAACACAAAUAUGCUCCUUCAUAUCUUGGAUAGUUUUAGAAUUUGGCGUGAAUAAUUGAAACAAUACAUUGUCUUGACAUGAGAUUAAGGCUUAAUAUAGUUGAAACAUGUAAUUUUUUAGAAAAAGGAAGAUUUGCUAUAAUGUGAUUAAGACUGAUAACACAUUUCGUGAUAAUUAUUGUAGUCUAUAAAAGAACGUGAUAUAUUUUCGUAA
Molecule: messenger RNA, 2273 nt
Organism: Formica exsecta
Lineage: Eukaryota; Metazoa; Arthropoda; Insecta; Hymenoptera; Formicidae
Product: PAN2-PAN3 deadenylation complex catalytic subunit PAN2-like
Exons: 9
Coding region: 464-1906 (480 amino acids)
Biological process (GO): nuclear-transcribed mRNA poly(A) tail shortening
Cellular component (GO): P-body; PAN complex
Molecular function (GO): protein binding
Source: RefSeq, a predicted model, not a curated record